AUGGCCUGUGAUGAUGACGACGAUGAUGUUCUCUACUCGUUCAGCUCGUGGGAUUUGUGGCAUGAGGUGGUCAAAAAUCCUCCGCAGGAGGAGGUGAUGAGCAACAGCCCGUUGUUUGCACUACGCCCGGGUGUGCGUUGUGGUGCGCUCCAGGUCAGCCGCUGGCGGCAAGCCAUGCUGGCCGCGUGGCCCAGCGAUCACCGGGCUGCCCGCCACGCGGCCAUGGCAGUGCUGAAUGCGCUGGACGAGCCAAAGAUGCAGCUGGCGCAUGGUGGUGACGAGGCGCAGGAGAGAGGGGAGCCCCAGAAGCCCAGGCAAGAAGACCCUACGGCCGGCGGCAACCAGGACUCAGGCCCCUCGGUCCCCGCGACCCCCUCGGCCCUCCGCUGUGGAGCGCGCGGCGGCGGCGACGCGAAGAGCUCCACUUGCCUUGGCGAGGAGGGCCUCCCUGACUUCGAGGAGCAAGCCUGGGAGCAGCAGCGGCGGCUGGCUGGCCUCGUGGGACGGCUUGUGGUGUAUCAAGACAGCCGAAUGCUGCGCGAGGACUUUGUGCUGCGACCAGGCCUCCGGCAGUCUGGGGCUGUGGUCCAGAUGCUUCGCAACCCUGGGCUUGCGGAGAAGGCCGGCAUCCAGGUUGGGGAUCGCCUGGUCUCCGUGAACGAGCGCCGGGUGCAGGACUUCGCUGAUUGCAUCAGCGAGGGCUUCCUUUCGGGCAUCAAGUUUCCGGCCAAGCUGGUUUUCAUGUGCAAGAUCGGUAAGAUCACUUCAGAGGUUCGCCUAGUCGCGUCGGCACCGUUCGAGCUGGGCUUCACCUUGGCCAGCGACAAGGUCUGGGCUGGCGCCCGCACGAAGUUUCUGUACCAAGAGGCUCGGGCUUGGGGAGCCGGACGUGGUGUUUGCUCUGUUGGCGUCCGCGUGGAGUCUCAAACCAGCACGCAGCCACAAUGUCCCAUAGAUGAGGUAUCUCCAAAGGAAGAGAGCACAUCCCUUUUCGAUACCGUGACCAACAACGGCGAGUUUGAGUUGUCCAAGAGCGCCAAGCGCCGCGCGGCGAAGAAGGCGCGGGACGAAAAGUUCGCCGAAGAUAACCCGGCCCCGGCACCUGCUCCGGAACCUGUGCCGGAGAAGAAGCCCAAGGCGAAGGCUGCGCCGGCGCCUGAUCCGAAGGCGAAGGCAAAGGAAGCCGCGAAGGCUGCGGCAAAGCCCAAGGCGCAAGCCAAGAAGGAAGAGCCACCGAAGCCGGAGCCGAAAGCGGAGCCGAAGGCCAAGGGCAAGGCUGCCGCCAAGGCAGCCGCUGCCCCUGAGGCUGCCAAGCCAAAGGAGGCAGCAAAGAAGGCGGAUCCCAAAGCCAAGGCAGGAGGCAAGAAGGAGGCCCCGGCUCCAGCGCCUGCGCCGGAGCCAAAGGCGCAGCCGAAAGGCAAGGCCAAGGCCAAGGCCGAGCCUGCGCCGGCACCGGCGCCUGCGCCCGCGACGAAGGCAGCCGCGAAGCCUGCUGCGAAGCAGGCUGCCAAGGCCAAAGGCGCACCUCCAAAAGAGGAGAAGGAGCCGGACAACAAGGAUCGAGUCGAUCUGGUGCAGCCCUAUGAGAUGGAUGAUGGCACCGGAGGAGACUGGGAGCAGUCGACGGGCUUGUCCAAGAAGGCCGAGAAGAGGAAGGAGAAGGAGGAACAGCGCAAGCGCGAGCAGGCCGUCGCCACGGCACAGGCCAAGAAGACUGUUCCUGGCAUGGCGCCUACCAACAUCGUCCCGGGGAUGGCCCCACCCAAGGCAGCCUCCAAGGAGGAGAUCGCCGCAUUCAUGCAGGGUGUCAAGGAGAAAGGUGCCGAAGCUCGGGCACUUGUUGAGGCUGAGAAUGCUGAGAAGACCAGCAUGCACACCGCCCAGAUCAAGGUGCCGGAGAACAAGAUUGGCAUCGUGAUCGGCCCUAAGGGCUCCAAGAUCAAGAUGAUCCAGGAGAAGACGGGUGUCACGCGCAUCGACACCUCCGGCGAGAUGUUCACGAUCGUGGGCCCGCAGCAGGCCGUGGAGAUGGCCUACAAUGCCGUCAAGGAGCUGAUGGAGAAGGGGUACUGCUCCAUGGCCUUCGAGGACUUCAAGGAAGAAGCUGUUCCUGUGCAUCCUUCGGUGUUCCCCGACCUCAUCGGCAAGGGAGGCGUCACCAUCAAGGCGUUCAAGAGCGAGUUGAACGUCGAGGUUACCAUUCCGGGCGAUAUUCCAAAGACUGCCACCACUGGCACGAAGAAGUACAAGGUCACCCUUGCUGGGAAGAAGGACGACGUGGCGGAGGCGAAGAAGGUGAUCGACAGCAUCGUCGCCUACGGCUACCAUGAGAAGACCCAUCCCGGACAGACUCACGAAGAGAUGGAAGUGGAACCAUGGGCCUACAAGUUCCUGAUUGGCAAGAGUGGGUCGGAGCUGCGUCACAUUCAGAACAACUACAAGGUGAAGGUGAACAUUCCUCGGGAGCACUCGGUGUGUCAGAACGUAGUGGUCGUUGGCGGACCUGGCGAUGUUGCUCGUGCAAAGGACUACAUUGACAACGUUCUGUGGAAGGCGCAGAACCAGCCAGCAGGCGGCCGACAGGCCGAUGCGGCCAUUGACACCUGGGGCGAGGAAGAGGAGGAGGCAUUGUGGCUAGCGGAGCUGCGAAUGCCCCAAAAGGCCAUUCCCGUCAAGACUGGUAGCGUGAGGGCUGGAAAGGAAGGAAGCUCGCCCUGCCUCUACACAGGACUGGAUGAAGGCCUACAUUUACAAGAGGCUCUCGACCGGUCCGAUGAGCUCCAAGCGAUUGGACUGGGAGUGCCCGACCUCCCUGGCCAAGCGGCAAAAGGAAUUGAAUCCUUCUGCUGGGCGGCUUCUGGCCAGCAUUCAACGCCCAUCCGUGUGCUUAAGGAGCGCGUGUUCGACCCCAACCUGGCUUCCUUGACCUUGGGGGUUCAGGCCGGCCAGGCCUUCACGCCCAGGCAAAUGUUUGCCUUGGAGCAGCAGGAGGCUGCGCACCUGGUUCGACGCGCCAAGUGUGAUGCCGAGGCGCAUCUUCGGCACUUCCAGAAAGAGGAGUCUCAAUCUACUGCUGACGGUGGCGCCCAGUCUACGAACCGCAGUGCCGUGGACGAGUCAGAGGCUUCACAGGCAGAGAUCCACAGACAAAGCAGCUUCACUGGCGCAGAUGAGGUUGCCCAGGGUGCCCAGGGUGCCGAAGCCGAUGAGGCGUGUCCACCGGCUUCGGAGUUUCUUGCAAUGCAGCUGAGCUGGGAAGACCCCUCCAGCCCUCCUUGCGGUGCCCAGGAUUGGGUGCAGCUGGUGCUUUCUCGCGCGAAGGACGACGGAAUCGAGGCCACGCGCAGGGCGGUCGGUCGGGAGGUCGUGCAGUGUCUUAUCACGCAGCUGGUCGGUAGGACCUCAAGUUUCGACUUCGUGGCGGAUAUGUGUGGACUCAUGGCUGCGCCAUUUGCUCGCCGCGGCUACCGUCAAGAGCAUGCCGGGGUGAAAGCGUGCCGCAUGGCACCUUGCAACAUGUGGUUCAAGGAGCCGUGCGCGGCAGCGGCACCUCCUACCUUUGACUGGGCUGCUUUUGCCCAGGGCAGAGCGCGGGAUGUAGACUCGCUGGACACGCUCACUUCUGGACUGCGCAAGGAGGUUCGCGGUGGAUCCCUGCAGGCACAUAUCUGCACCAUCUCCCGCCCGGAGGAUGUCGCGCGGGUCAUGCAGGCCUUCCGUGCCGCCCUGGCUUUCCAAGAAGUGACCAGCUGGUGCUACGGCUUUCGCCUAAGGAAGCCAAGAGAGGAGGGUGGCAAUCCCGAGGAAGGUCAUGCCAGCGAUGCCGAAGAGGGUUGUGAGGAUGGCCUUGAUGAUGGCUGUGGUGAGAAGAUCCUGACUGUGCUGCGGCGCUCCGCACUCCAGGGUCUGCUGGUGGUCGUGAGCCGAUGGCAGGACCGCGGCAAGACACCGGGGCUGGAGCUGUACGGCUUGCAGCUGUACUCCUUGGUGGUGGAGCGGUGCAAGGAUCUCAUAGCCAAUGUGAAGAUGGCGAUGGGACUGGGCCAGGUUCCCGAUGCCUCCCCGCAGACCAUGCCACUGUUCAAGGAGCGGCUCAGCAAGAAAACCAUCGACUUCAGCUUCCUUCCGAAACUUCCCGAGCCACGAGUGCCCAUGAAGUUUGGGCCCAACCACUUCCUUUACGAGUCCUCCAUGAACAAGCAGCGGUCAAUGCCAUCCCUCUUUGGCGGCGGAGACGUGCGCCUGUGGAUGGCUAACGACGAGUGCCUGCGACACUUGCCCGACUCCGAGCUUUGGGCGCUGCGAGCGAUACGUCAGCCGGAUCCAUUGAUAGAGCGCACGCUGCACGCGGUGUCGCUGCUGCGCGGGCAGAGCCCUGCGGCCUUGAGUGGACCCCCAGCCGCCAGAUGGGGGCAUCUGCUUCAGACGCUGCGCUCACAAACUCUUCGCACAGAGCUGCUGCUUUUCGAUGCGCGAUGCAUCUCGCAAAAGACGGCGCAGAUGGCACUGGCAGUGUUGGAGGGUAUGGACGCUGAAGAGGUCCGCCGAGCAAAUCCUGGUGCGGGGGUGCUCUUUGAGUGGGCUCAGGGUGUGGCGCGCUAUCGCUGCCUCGGCCCAACAGAGGAGGAGGAGGCGCUCGCUGCCCUGCAGCCUCGGGAAGCAGACCUGAGCCCGCUGCCAAAGAUGGGGCCGAGACGUCUUCUCCCUCCGACCAGGCGUGUCCGAAAGCAAGCAGGCUUUGGGCAGAGCCGCUGUGGCUCUGGGAUGCUGCGCACCCGCUGA
Molecule: messenger RNA, 4782 nt
Organism: Symbiodinium natans
Lineage: Eukaryota; Dinophyceae; Suessiales; Symbiodiniaceae
Source: the annotation of a GenBank genome assembly